AUGCUAGAUGAGCAGCAAGGCGAAGCGGGGGAGUUCCUGGGGCCCCCCAGCACCGAUGAGGGGGCAGAGGGAGGUGGGGGGGCCCCCAUAGAACCUACAGAUAAGACAAGGAGGCCCUCUUGUUUUGAUAAUGAUACUUCAGAUAUAUGCAAUAAUGAAGAUAUGCAGGACUCCUCUCCUCCUUCUCUCUCCCCAAGAAAGAGCAAAAGAAACUCCAGGAAGAGGCCUCGUAUUUGUAAAAAAAGAAUUAAACAGGAGCAAACAGAGUUGGCUGCUACAGGUGCCUUACCUGCCGAAGCAUCACCCCCUACAGGUGCUGCUGCUGCUGCUGCUGCUGCUGCAGCUGCUGCUGCGCCAGUACCUCAGCAUCCCCAAGUCACAACACCUGCAGGAGUCGCCGCCGCUGCUGCUGCUGCAGCUUCUCCAGCAGAUAUCUGCUGCAGUACCCUUCAGCAGCCAGCAGCAACAGCAGCAACAGGAGCAGCAGCUCCUCCUCUCUUCGGCGCCUUCCCGCUGCAGCACCAGCAGCUGCUGCCUCCUGCUGCAGGGCCCCCCCCUCUCUCUGGGCCCUCUGAACUUUCUCCUCUGCAGCAAACCCUCGAACCUCGGCUGCUUCCAUUCACUGAACCUGUGGGGGCCCCAGGGGCCCCCGAAACCCCCGGGGGGGGCCCCCCUCCAGUGGGGCCCCCACCACCUGUGGGGCCCCCGGGGCCCCGCUACCCCCCACAGCAGCAGCAGCAGCAGCAGCAGCAGCAGCAGGGAGAUGCAUGCAUGACAAGGGGCCCUUGGCUGUCGAGCGUUGUGAAGAACGGAGGGACUGAAGGGUCUCCUUAUCUAGGAUCUGCUGCUGCUACUGGUGCUGCUGCUGCUGCUGCUGCUGAGGGGCCCCCCAGCGAAGCAGAAGUUGUCGCUUUUAUUUCUUUUCUUGUUCGGAGGCCCCUUAUGAAUACGAAGCUUGCUCCAUGUCUAAUGGCUGAGGUGGAGAGGGCCUGGUGGGCAGCAAAGCAGCAGCAGCAGCAGAUGCAGCAGCAGCAGAUGCAGCAGCAACAACUGCAGCAACUGCCGCAGCCGCAGCAACUCCAGCAGCCACCACUGCAACAGGCACAACAGCUGCAGCACCCGCAGCUGCAGCACCCGCAGCCGGCCCAUCAGCAGCAACAACAGCAACAACGACGGGAUGAAGACCAGCAGCAGCAGCAGCAGCAGCAAGGUCUGGAGAGCAGUGAAGGCCGGGAGACAGACAAACAACCUGAGAGAGAGGUAAAGCAAGAACUAAGCCCCAAAAGGCUACAAACGCAUGCAGAAGGGGGGGGCCUGAUGCGGGAUACAGAAGCAGCAGCAGGAGCAGCAGCAGGAGCAGCAGCAGCAGCAACAGCGCCUCCUGGUGCAGCAGCAACUCCUGCGUCUCCCCCCCCUUCUGCUGGGUGCGGACCUAUCGGGUAUAGAGCAGCAGCAGGUACUUACGGAGAGGAAGCAGACCCGCCAGCUGCUGCUGCUGCUGCUGCUGCUGCUGCUGCGGCUGCUGGGCCGGCGUAUGCUGUUGCUGCUUCCUCGAGGUCUACAGCGCCUGUGUGCGCCCCCAGCAGCAGCGACUGCACGAUGUCGUUCUCGGCAUUGCAGCAGAUGCAGCAGAAUGAUGUGGAGCAGCACCAGCAGCAGCAGCAGCACCAGCAGCUACAGCAGCAGCAGCUGCAGCAGCAACAGCUACAGCAACAGCAACAGCAGCUGCAGCAACAGCAGCUGCAGCAGCAACAGCUACAGCAGCAGCACCUACAGAGGCACCAGCAUCUGCAGGAAAUGCAGCACCUCCAGCAACAACAACUGCAGCAGCAGCAACUGCAGCAGCAGCAGCAACUGCAGCAGCAGCAGCAACUGCAACAGCAGCAGCAACUGCAGCAGCAGCAGCUGCAGCAUCAACAGCAGCAACUGCAGCAGCAGCAGCAGCAGCAACUGCAGCAGCAGCAGCAGCGCCGGCUGCGCCCUCAGGAAUGUAUGGGGGCCCCCAGCAUGCAGUUCUCUCCGCCUCCUGUGUUGAAUUUGUCUUCUUCUAAAUUAACAUCGGAAGCAACACCGGAUGCUGUCUCUUCUCCUGCUGCCCUGGUUUCUCUCGGCCCUCAGGGGCCCCCUCAGGGGGCCCCCCAGGGAGCCCCCCAAGGGGCACCCCAGCAGCAGCAGCAGCAGCAGCAGCAGCCUGACGGGGUGCCUCCUGGGGCCCCGGGGGGCCCCCCUCAGCUGAGUUGGAUGGGCGGAUGA
This is a messenger RNA of Eimeria acervulina, 2253 nucleotides long. RefSeq lists its product as hypothetical. The coding region runs from base 1 to 2253 and encodes 750 amino acids. Lineage: Eukaryota; Apicomplexa; Conoidasida; Eucoccidiorida; Eimeriidae. The record is from RefSeq and is a predicted model, not a curated record. The transcript has a single exon.